AGUCUUCCUUUUCUUCUAUCCUCUUGACUUUUCUGUGUUGCGCACCUGAACUCUCACGCGUUCCAUUCUACUUCUUUUUUCUUGCAUCCCGGUUGCUGUGGUGAUGCUUGUUAAGUGAUUUUCACAGUUUCCGGUAUUCAAAGGCUCAAUCCGUGAGCUGCUUCCGACCAUUCUUUUGUAUCUGAACUGAUAGGAGCGAAUAAUUAAAGAUGUCCUCUGGUGUAGUGAUUGUCGGUGACUCUAUUUGCGGCGGCGAGAUCAAUCAGAAGCUAAGUACAAGCGCUGAGGAAGUUUAUCUGCGAGGAUUCAACACCUUCGCUGGGAAUAACCCCAGUGAUGUAGCACUUAUCCAUGAAGGCGCGGGAGAAAUUGUGGCUGCUAUAAACGGACACAUCGAGGUUACCGAUCGCGUUGUUUCUGUCAAAGGCUUGUUGCCACGGUAUCAACCUGAAGUUGGUGACGUCAUAGUGGGCCGCAUUUUAGAAGUUGCUGGCAACAAAUGGCUGGUGGAUGUCAACUCGACACAAACUGCCAUUAUGCUCCUGUCAAACGUAACUGAGCCAGGCGGCAUGCUUCGCCGUCGCGGCCGAGGGGAUGAGUUGGGAAUGCGACAGCUUUUCGACCAAGAAGAUCUCGUUGCUGCUGAAGUGCAACGAAUCUCUCCGGACGGCGUUGUUUCUUUACACACCCGUGCUGCUGAAAAAUACGGUCGUCUGUGUGGGUUCGGAAUACUCGUGAGCGUCCGCCCGUCGCUCGUGAAGCGAGCGAAGCAUCAGUUCGUGGAGCUUCCCGACCUCCACGCCGAUUUGAUUAUUGGACUGAACGGAAAUGUUUGGAUUUCGUGGAAAAAAGCAGCGGACGACACCGCGGAGGAAAAGGAGCGCGAGUCAGAAGCGAGACAAAAUGUCGCACGAAUUGCCAACUGCAUUAAGGCUCUUAGUGCUGCACAGAUUCAAAUUCAUCCGGCUUCCGUCGAAGCUGCUGUGGCAGCAUCUCUAGAAGCUGGUUUUUCGGCGUUUGAUGUGUCUCUUGAUAAGAAUCAAGAGGCAUUCCUAGCGAGGGUCCAAGACAUUGUUGGAAUUAAACGCCGUCGUUAG
This is a messenger RNA of Leptomonas pyrrhocoris, 1097 nucleotides long. Its product is annotated as putative exosome complex exonuclease putativeribosomal RNA processing protein 4. Gene Ontology annotation, cellular component: cytoplasmic exosome (RNase complex); nuclear exosome (RNase complex). Lineage: Eukaryota; Euglenozoa; Kinetoplastea; Trypanosomatida; Trypanosomatidae. Bases 210 to 1097 code for a protein of 295 amino acids. Gene Ontology annotation, molecular function: RNA binding. Gene Ontology annotation, biological process: CUT catabolic process; U4 snRNA 3'-end processing; TRAMP-dependent tRNA surveillance pathway. The transcript has a single exon. The record is from RefSeq and is a predicted model, not a curated record.